AUGGACAUGAAAGAAGACGGCCGUGUUCGUCUGAAUGUUGGCGGACAACUUUUCGAAACAAGUGUUUUCACUCUAACUCGUUAUCGAGAUACUGUCUUGGCUACAAUGGUCGAAGAAAGAUGGACAAGUACACAGCAAGAUCAGGAAAUUUUCAUUGACCGAGAUCCUACAAACUUUAAUCGAAUUUUGAAUUUCCUACGAGAUGGAGCCGAAUUCUUUAUCAUGCCCAAAGAUGAUAAAACUGUAGAAGAGCUUCGGAAAGAAUCAUUGUUCUACGGGAUAACAGAUUUGGUAGCACUAUGCGAUGCCUUUCUUGCCCCCUUUCAGGUCGGCGAUACCGUGGGAUGGCGACCGGAAGCAAUACCCCUCUACUGGCGAUCUUUUGUCAGGUAUAUGGUCGACGACACCCUGACUCUGCCCUUCAUUUACGAUAGAAACAAUCAUAUUUUGGCAAAAUGCAUCGCCUGCCAAGAAUUCCAAGACCCAAAGAGCACCUAUCUAGUGGAAAUCAACUACCUAGACUGGGAACCAAUGAAGCAUCACAUGGAGAUAAUGACCGCUGAUAUAGUCGAAAUGAUGGGUCGUUGUUGCAAUGUUUCAUGGGAUAAUGGGCAGCAAAUUCAUCUACCCUGCUCGGCUUUGAGAAGAGCCUCGCCGGCGGAAGAACGA
Mesorhabditis belari is the source of this 669-nucleotide messenger RNA. NCBI's taxonomy places the organism in Eukaryota, Metazoa, Nematoda, Chromadorea, Rhabditida, Rhabditidae. The record is from the annotation of a GenBank genome assembly.